GAAAAAAAAGAAAAUGUCUCCGCUUGAAUUGUUACCAAAACGUGAGCGAAGUCAAAAGCAAAGAAACAGAUUUCAAUAGAACCAGUUCAUCAUCAGAAAGGAACAACAGCUAAAUAACUGCUAAAUAUGACGUCAUUACUGCAGUACAAGGGGAAUUAUACAUGAUAAAUCUAGGAAUUUAUAUGUUAAUAUAUAACAUAUGUACAGUUAACAGCAGCAUGACCAGCAUGACAUUUGUGUAAACUCGCUAGAACGCUUUGAAAGUGAGACAGAAAUCCAGCACAAUGAGUCGGCGUCGCGACAAUGAGGCUUACCCUUUAGCUACAUUCGGUAAAACGAAUAAUGAUGGCGACUCCCACAUGGUCACCAAUAGUCUGUACGACAGUCCGUGGAGGAACUCUCCCAUCAAUGGGAAAGCUAGUGGUGAUAGCAGUAUGGAGGAGAGAGAACGGUUCUUGACCCCCGUCAAACUCGACCCUGGCUGGGAAGGGGUAGAGAGAAACCCAGAUGAGCUCAACUUUAAAAAUCUGUCCAAGGUUCAAGAGUUGGAAAAAAACGAACCACCAGAUAGGUGGCGUGUUGUCUACAUCAUCAUGGUGAUUCAUGGUGUAGGAAUUCUUAUGCCAUGGAACAUGUUCAUCACAGCCAAAAGUUAUUUUGAAGAUUAUAAACUGAAUUCGACAGGGCAGUCGGAGGAUAUUGCCGAAUAUAGCAAAAAUUUUAUGAGCUACGUUGGCAUGUUCUCUCAGAUCCCCAAUGUUGUGAUGGGUGCUAUCAACCUGUUCUGUCAGUGUGGUUCAGGAGGAACUCCCACGUUGCGUAUUGUUGUCAGCCUGUUGAUAAUGACAGGAAUCUUCAUUUUUACAGUAGCAAUGGCCAUGAUAGAUUCCUCCUCAUGGCCAGGGAUUUUCUUCUGGGUGACCAUGUCAUCAGUGACCAUACUGAACAUGGCUGUUGGUGUUUACCAGAACAGCAUAUAUGGGUUAGCUGCAAUGCUUCCUAUGAAGUACACCAAUGCUGUUGUCUUUGGAAAUAAUUUUUCCGGCACAUUGGUUUCCGUCAUCAAUAUCAUAUCACUAGUUGUGGCACCGAAUGUACGGACAUCUGCAAUUUACUACUUUGUGACGGCCAUUCUUGUUCUUCUGAUCGCUUUUGAUGCUUAUUAUGUUUUACCUCUUACAAAAUUUUUCCGCCAUUUUCAAGCAGUUGUUGCUUUAAAGACUGAGGGUGCAUCCCGAUCACAGGAGACCUGUUCUGAAAUUGUUAAGAGAUACUGGUUUGUAUUCAAAAAGAUCUGGGUUCUUGUGUUUUGCGUGUGGUUUGUUUUCUUCGUCACACUGGCCAUCUUUCCAGCCAUUCAGAGUGACAUCGUCAGACUUCAUUUCCCCAUCGCAGAUUCUUUUUUUGUGGCCAUUUUCUGCUUCUUGAGUUUCAACUUUUUUGCGAUGGUUGGAAAUGCCACAACAGAGGUUAUUCGUGUGCCGGGUCCACGUUGGCUAUGGAUUCCUGUUUUGCUACGAGGCUUGAUCUUUAUUCCAUUCUUCUUGUUUUGCAACUACCGUCCCGAAGUGCGCACACUACCUGUGCUGAUCAGUAACGACUAUGUCUAUAUUGCUGGUGGCGUAUUGAUGGCAUUCACCAGUGGAUAUUUUAGCAGCCUGGCAAUGAUGUAUGCACCCAAGCAGGUGGAGCCGGAGAAUGCUGGGACAGCUGGGAUGAUGAUGGCCUUCUUCCUCGUCCUUGGAAUCGUGUGUGGCAUUAACUCGUCUCUAGGAUGGGCGAAACUUAUCGAGAGCUUUUAACACAGCUUCAUAAAUGGA
Gigantopelta aegis is the source of this 1820-nucleotide messenger RNA. RefSeq names its product equilibrative nucleoside transporter 1-like. Gene Ontology annotation, biological process: nucleoside transmembrane transport. Gene Ontology annotation, cellular component: plasma membrane. Bases 285 to 1802 code for a protein of 505 amino acids. The record is from RefSeq and is a predicted model, not a curated record. Gene Ontology annotation, molecular function: nucleoside transmembrane transporter activity. The transcript has 16 exons. Lineage: Eukaryota; Metazoa; Mollusca; Gastropoda; Neomphalida; Peltospiridae.